GACCAGAGACUGCAGACACAGUACAUGAGAUGACCAGAGACUGCAGACACAGUACAGGGGAUGACCAGAGACUGCGGACACAGUACAGGGAUGACCAGAGACUGCGGACACAGUACAGGAGAUGGCCAGAGACUGCGGACACAGUGCAGGAGAUGACCAGAGACUGCGGACACAGUACAGCAGAUGGCCAGAGACUACGGACACAGUACAUGAGAUGACCAGAGACUGCGGACACAGUACAGGAGAUGGCCAGAGACUGCGGACACAGUACAGGAGAUGGCCAGAGACUGCGGACACAGUACAGGAGAUGGCCAGAGACUGCGGACACAGUACAGGAGAUGGCCAGAGACUGUGGACACAGUACAGGAGAUGACCAGAG
Molecule: messenger RNA, 379 nt
Organism: Staurois parvus
Lineage: Eukaryota; Metazoa; Chordata; Amphibia; Anura; Ranidae
Source: the annotation of a GenBank genome assembly